AUGACAUCUGAUCCAAUAACAUCUAACUUCACAACACAGUCUACAUCAAUAUUUGAUACAGCUCCAUCUUUAAGACUUGGUAUUUGGAUUACAACAGGUUGUGCAUGCUUUGCCUAUGGACUUGGUUUUGUUGGUAAUGUUUUAUCAUUAAUAGUAUUUUGCACACAAGAUGAAUUUCGAAAAAUUUCAACUGGUCUACUAUUUAUGUUAAUAACAAUAUCAAACUUUAUACAUUUAUGGACAUUAGCUUCAGAUUAUCUAACUGUGUACAAUUAUGCGCUGUACCCAAAUAAUUAUAUGCAAUGUCGAUAUUCAUAUUAUAUACAAAAUAUUAGUCGUGCAUUGAGUACGUAUUGGAUGGUUACUGUGGCACUCGAUCGCUUAAUUCGUACUGAAUAUCCAAUGCGUUCAAAAAAGAUAUGCACUAAACAUAAUGUAAUUAUAAUAAGUAUAAUUUAUUUUAUUAUUUUUGCUGCAUUUUGGUCUUUUUAUCUCGUACCAGUAGGCAAUCUAAAGUUCAUAUCAGGUUCCUGCUCUUUUACUCAGUCACAAUCGCUUGCUUAUUUUUCUAAUACUGUUUAUUUACCUGUGCGAGCUGUACUAGUUUGUCUUAUUCCAGUAAUGCUUAUGAUUUCAGCAAAUAUACGCAUGAUAUUAAAUAUUCGUCAAUCAAGAAGACGUGUAACAAAUGCUACAACAGUACCUUCAUCAGAUAUGAAUAUUCCAGUACCUAAUAUAUCAAGCUCUACGGGAACGCAUACGCGUCGAAUGUCAGCACUCGAUCGAAUGUUGUUCUAUAUGAUGUUAGCUAAUGCAAUUACAUUUAUUACCACACAAGUCCCAUAUCAUCUUUUUCUCUGUGUAAAAGGUAGUGUGAAAGGAUUAGACUCAAAUACUUCAACAUUUAUACGUGCAGUACUUUUAAUUUGGUCAAGCGUCUAUUUUGGUAUUGCAUUUUAUUUUUAUUGCUUAGCAUCACCAUUAUUUCGUCAAAAAUUUAUUAAAAUGUUGAAGAAAGCUAUUUGUCUUCAAAGAAUAUCUGAAACAAUAACAAAUAGAUCAAAAAGCAUUAGAUGA
This is a messenger RNA of Adineta steineri, 1077 nucleotides long. The record is from the annotation of a GenBank genome assembly. NCBI's taxonomy places the organism in Eukaryota, Metazoa, Rotifera, Eurotatoria, Adinetida, Adinetidae.